Messenger RNA from Aureobasidium musti, 1215 nucleotides. NCBI's taxonomy places the organism in Eukaryota, Fungi, Ascomycota, Dothideomycetes, Dothideales, Saccotheciaceae. The record is from the annotation of a GenBank genome assembly.
AUGGCGACCAAGCGCAUCGAGCAGUGGGAGGUUGAACGCUACUGGGAGAUUUUCGCUUCGCUCUCAAAUGGUGGCACACAUCUCAAUGGUGCCCAGGCAGCCUCGGUCCUAAAGAACAGUCAAUUGCGUGACGACCAGCUGGAGCGAGUAUGGGAUCUGGCAGAUGUCGAUGGUGAUGGCAGCCUCGACUUUGAGGAAUUCUGCGUAGCCAUGCGCUUGAUCUUCGAUCUGGAAUACAUGGAUGUCCCGGCCUCAUUGCCAGACUGGCUUGUCCCCGAAAGCAAAGCACAUCUGAUCCAAGCCUCGCACGCCAUUUCAGGCCGUCAACCCCAGUUCGAACAGGUCGACGAUCUAGAAGACGACACGCCAGGACUCAAGGAUGGCUUCGACUGGUACAUGCCNCCCUCUGAUCGCACAAAAUACGAGGAAAUCUACAGUGCAAACCGCGAUCCGCGUGAUGGCAGCAUCACCUUUGACUCUCUCAACCCUCUCUACGAAUCCCUAGAUGUCCCCGACACAGACAUGCGCAGUGCUUGGAAUCUCGUCAACCCGCGCAGCGACCCAGCUAUUGGCAAGGACCAAUGUCUUGUUUUCCUCCACAUGCUUGCCAAUCGCCACGAGGGUUAUCGUAUCCCCCGUUCAGUCCCUCCAAGUCUCCGCGCCACCUUCGAACAGGGCCGUAUCGAGUAUCAGGUCGACAAGGUACAAACCGCCGCCGAUCGCUGGGGUACCAAGCGUGAUGACAGCACCAUGAGCGGCAAGAAGCAGAAGUUUGGCGACGCAUAUCUCAGUCGACUGGGAGUCGGUGAUCGUGGUGCUUACAGACCAAAAGGUACCGAUUUCACCGCUACCCGUACUGAUGCUGAAUGGGAGGAGGUGCGCCUGAAGAAACAACUGAAAGAGCUCGAGGAGAAGAUGGAAAAGGUUGAAGAGCAAGCAAAGAGGCGACGGGAACGCGGCGGCAGACGGGAUGAGAGCAAGCCUGCCUUGGUCAAGCGUGAGCUCGAGCAAUUACUUGAUUGGAAGCGUCGUGAGUUGCGCGACCUUGAAACAGGUGAGGGAACAGCAAAGGUCGGCCAGGGCUUGAAGGGUCUCAGCGACGAGAUCUCAAUGGUCAAAGAGCAAGUUGAUGGCCUGGAAGCACACCUACGGAAGAGAGAGGAAGUGCUCAGUGAUUUGAGAAAGCAGAUUGAUGAUGAAAAGGCGGCAAGAUGA